AGCCAGAAGCUGUCCAAGCCUGUCUGUCAGCAAUGAGGUACGGUAUGUUAAAACAGAAAUAUAUUUAAAAGCAGGUGGUGGUUUCAUGUCGUCCUGUUUAUGAAUUUGGUCAGUGAUUAGGGUUAGUGUUGUCCCCCCUUUGGUCAGCCUAGGUAUGCCUGUGGUCCCCCCUUUGGUCAGCCUAGGGAUGCCUGAUUGUUUUACUGUGGGUCUGCAGACCACGAUAAUACAAGUUAAACACUCCUUGGUUGGUUCUGUGACCUAAAACUAGCUGAGUCUUACCUGUGGCACAGAAUAAGAAGGUGCAGCAGAAGGGUAACUCAAGCAAGUAUUUGUCCGCGUUUUUACAAGCAAUUCGUCAUCAAUCACGCCAUCCUGGCUAGUACAACCGGCACUUUGUACCUACCAAAACCUGAUAAAAACUUCCGGUUCUACUAGACAGGAUGGCGUGAGCGAGAUAAAAUUUUCGUGGACAUAAAACAAUAAAGGAACCGACUCAAGUUACACUUCUGCUGUGCCUUCUUAUUCUGUGCCUGUGGUCCAUGAUCUGAUGUGUGUGCAGUCAGAGGUGCAUAAUAAACCUUUGUUUGGUCACAUUUUACAGAAGCUGUAUUUUUCCCAGUGGUGUUUAGCAUAACAUUUUUAAAAAGCAACAUUUUAAUGAACUCUAUCUUUCUUCAGGCCCUAUCACACAGUCUUACUGAUGGUUGACGAGAUCUCUUUGUCUGCAUUGUUGCCUGAUGACUGUUCUCCUGAUUUAAUAAGAUUUGUCAAAAUGGCAACGCCUUUGAAAAGGUUUGAAAGAUAUAAGAUUUAUUCCAUUAUUUGUCAACAUGUUGUAAAUGUUGUUACAAAUAUUGCUAAUAUGUUAUAUUGGUAUUGAACAUGUGCUAAAUGUUGCUAACUUGUACUGUAUAACGGUUUUAUUACAGUUUUCAAAUAUUGUCACAAGAUACUGAUAUUCCUCUAUCACUCGUAAGUGGGAACUUAAUUUAUCGUUAAUUCAGAUCUUAUAUAAUGCUGUAUUUUGUAACAAGCUUUCCUGUAUGAUACUCACUAGAUAUUUUCAAUUGCUGCUCAUCUUGUAUACUGGGGAAAAGCAAGAAUUAUUUACCCGCUGUGUGAAAGUAAUGUCUAUGUUGUCUCGCCUGCAGCUUCAAUACAUUGGUAAGUG
This is a messenger RNA of Paramuricea clavata, 1174 nucleotides long. The record is from the annotation of a GenBank genome assembly. Lineage: Eukaryota; Metazoa; Cnidaria; Anthozoa; Malacalcyonacea; Plexauridae.